Molecule: messenger RNA, 894 nt
Organism: Symbiodinium sp. CCMP2456
Lineage: Eukaryota; Dinophyceae; Suessiales; Symbiodiniaceae
Source: the annotation of a GenBank genome assembly
AUGCGGAGAACACCUACGGCUGACGACGAUGCAAAACCCAAGGAAGACGACGAUGCUGAGACGAAAACCCGCAUGCCAGCAAGGCGCCAGACCCAGUCUUCGUGGACGGCGAGCGCGUCUGCCUUAGGUGCUUACUCGGAGUCGGCAGAGGAGCAGGGGGUAAACACUACAGCCACGACCGCGAGGCACCACCUUGUGUACUCUACCAGAGCCAAGCACGUGCAGGGGCAGCUCACAAGCUCUUGCGAGAAGCGGCACAGAGACCAGAAGCAGCCCACACAGGAGACCGAAAAGCAGAAGGAGGCACAAAGCCAACGCCGGGAGACCAAGAAGACCAAGAAGAAAGAGGAAGAGAUAGCGAAGCAGACCGUCGUGAAGACCCGCCACCGGAAGGCAGCAGCAGCAGCGGGCAAACCGCAGCCACUGGUACCCCCGAAGCUCACCAAGUACAUCCCGCGUGACACUGGGGAACAAGAGUCAGAUGCCGCUUUCUUGGACAUCAUGGACUUCGGGGAGAACGAGGCACCUAAGGGGACCGACCCCGUCAGCGCGGGGGCCGCCCCCGCCGAGCAAUACACCUCUGUGGCGUCCUCUUCAGCACGGAGCGGAGUACCAACGGAAGAACUUGCUAUCCGUGCCAGGGCAAUAGCACAGAGAAGGGCCAUCGAGGAGUACGACCAGAAAGCCAGGCUACAAAAAACGCCCUCUCCAAGGGCACCCGCUGCGAAGAAGGCCGCACCCAAACCAGAGACAGAGUGGGUCCCAGGACACACCAAGGUUGCAGAGCCGGCACUGCCACCUCGAGCACGGGGGGCACCAGCUCCAAAGUCAGGCCUGGCGCAAAAGGUGAUCCAGAUGGGCAUAAAGCUCGACAAGCUCAACAAGCGCAAGUAG